Molecule: messenger RNA, 2169 nt
Organism: Spodoptera littoralis (African cotton leafworm)
Lineage: Eukaryota; Metazoa; Arthropoda; Insecta; Lepidoptera; Noctuidae
Source: the annotation of a GenBank genome assembly
AUGGCUUUAUCGUUUUUACGUAGUAGUGUAAUCGCUCGGAAUGUCAAACGACAACUUUACCAAAAUAAACGAAACGCUGGAUACGUUGUGCUUAUUCCUGAAAUAGGCGAGGAUGCAGAAAACACUUUACUCUCAGAUAACGGCCUGCCAGAAUUUAAUGAUAUUUCGAUUGAAAAAUGCAUUGCCACAAUCAGCAAACAGAGCCUGGAAUACGAAAAUGGUGUCAGACAGAUUGAGCAUGCAUCAGAAAACUGUAAAAACGCCUUUAUGGAAAUAUUUCAACCAUUAGAGAAACUUGACUCUCAAUUAGAACUUACUUGGGGCAUGGCAAAGACACUGUACCUCGGUAACAGUUCACUAAUGCCUACAAAGUCCUACAUCCAAAUACAUGAGAGAGCACACAAAGCAAGAUCCUCAAAAUUCAACAGCAUACCUAUCUUCCAAGCAGCAGUCACAGAAAAGAACCGCCUCAAGAAACUUACAGACGAAGAACAGAGAUUGUUGGAUAAGUACAUUUUAGAAGGUAAACUAAAUGGUCUAGAUGUAAAAGGCAUCAAGAGAGAAAGACUGAACAAUAUCCUGGCUGGGCUACAACAGGAACGGCAAAUGUUCAGAGAUAAAGUAAAUGUUGCUAACAAAGUCUUCACAAGUACCAUCAAAGAUGCAAAUCUUAUGAGAGAGUUUCCAAGUGGGUUAGUAUACUCUAUGGCUAUGGGUGCGGAUCCCUCCAAAGGACCUUGGAAAGUCACACUACAGCCCCAUAUCUACGAACCAUUUAUGCAGUACUGUCCUGACAGGGAGCUCCGUUGGAACGCCUGGCAGGCACAUGUACAAAGGUGUUCUAGUUAUGUAAACAAAGAAAUUGAAACUGCCACAAAUUUAGAGAACAUAAGGAGUCUACGAAGAGAACAAGCAAUGAUAUUGGGCUAUGAAACAUUUGCAGAUAUGAGCAUGGAAACCAAAAUGGCCGGGUCUGUGGAAAAUGUAAACAAUGUCCUAGACAGUUUGCUAGAGAGUGCCAGAUCAAUGCAGGAUGCAGAAAUUGAAUUAUUACAGAGAUAUGCACAGGAAAGAGGUUUCGAUGUCAAGUUAGAACACUGGGACAUACCCUAUUGGCAGAGAAAACAGAAAUGGUCAAUGUAUGGCUUUGAUGAAGACAAAAUUCGGGAAUACUUCCCUCUGCCUAAAGUUAUUGAUAGUCUUUUUGAACUCUGCAGUAAGCUGUUUAAUAUUCAGAUUGUAGAGAGAACAGGCAUCCAUACUUGGCAUAAGGAUGUCAAAUUCUAUGAUGUGUUUGAUGAGUCUAGUACAGAUCCAGUAGCUAACUUCUACUUGGAUCCAUAUGCUCGCAAAGAUCUAAAAAUUCGCAUUUAUGAUGAUGCAGGGUGGCAUAUUGCUAUCAGAAACAAAUGCACAUCAACUGGCACUGCUCCAUUAUCUGCAUUAAUAUUUAAUUUCCAAACUCCAUCAGAUGGUCAACCAUCUUUACUGUCAUUCAAUGAAGUUAGUAUUCUGUUCCAAAGAUUUGGUCAUUCACUUCGUCAUUUACUGACGAAGGCUAACUACUCGGAGGUUGCUGGGCUCUCUAAUGUGGAAUGGGAUGCGGCUGAGGUGUGUGGGCAAGUGAUGACUCACUGGCUGUAUGACCCACAGAUUAUCAAAUCAGUCAGUGGUCAUUUCGAAACAGAUGAGCCCUUACCUGAUGAAAUAGUGAGGAACCUACAAAAUAUCAGAGGCCACAUGUCAGGAUACAACUUGUGUAAAGAGCUGUACUUAUCCAAACUUGACUUGGAACUGCACACGAAAAAGGAUUUCUGGAGAGACAUUGUGAGGGAGAUGUGGCCCAAAUACCAUGCUCUACCUUUCGACAAGUACGAUUCCCAUCCCCUUUCAUUCACCAAGAUUUUCUCUGAGGAGUGGGGAAGUGCAUACUACUGCCGGUUAUGGUCCAGAAUGAUUGCUGCGGACAUCUACAGUGCAUUUGAAGAAGCCAAGAAGGGUGACCAGAACAUUUUCGAAGUGGGAAAGAGAUAUAGAGACACAUUCUUAGCUGUGGGAGGCAGUUGUCAUCCUAGUGAGGUGUUCAGGAGGUUCCGAGGUCGGGACCCCUCUCCACAUGCUCUACUUAAGAAUCUUGGUUUACCCAAGAAAGUUAUUAUUGAAGAGUAA